CGAACACUGAAAGGGGAGUAAUCCUGCUUCCGCAUUAGAUUGAGAACAUUAUUAAUCAUGUUUGUUCCGGAUUAUCGAUGAGAAAUGAGUUGAUGACACCUGACAAUGGCAGCCAUUAAACACACACUGAACCGUGACCUUUUCCUUCCAAAUGAUGAACGGUUGAUUGGGCUGAUUUACGUGUUUAAAGCCCCAAAGAAAAAGAAAGGGAGUUUCCUCUGUGCUGUCUUGAACACCACAGAGAGCCCUGUGCAGGCCCGUGUGUAUCAGGUGAAGAAGGCUGACAGAGGAGAGUCGUACAAGAAGAAGCUGUCAUGGCUCCUCAGAGACCUCAAGGUGGUUGAUGGGAAGAAUGCCAACAAAGAGACCGCUGAAUUUGACCUGAACUUUGAGAAGCUGUAUAAGUGGGUGGCCAGCAGCAUAGAUGAAAAGGAGUCAUUUAUUGCCUGCUUGUGGAGGCUGAGUCAGCGAUAUCUGAUACAGAAGCCAGAGUUUGUCAAUGUCCCACCAGGACUGCUUGAAGACAUCACCGCCCCUCAUGACCAGAACCAGAAGUCUGAGGGUGGGGACGACAUCUCCAUUGAGGACGAGGACUAUCAGGCUCUGUCCUCCAAGGAGGAGUCCGACCUAGAGCUCCUCAUGUCCGAGUGCAAGGUGGCCAUCAGCAACGCAGAGACCUUCACUGACCAGCUCUCCAGACAGCUGUCCGUCCUGGAUGGGGCCAACAUCCACUCCAUCAUGGGGUCGGAGGACCAAGUGCUCAAUCUGAUGAGGCUGCUUGACGAGGGAAUCCAACAGGCCGAGCGGAUAGAGCGCAAGCUGGACUCGUAUGACAACAUACUGCUGAAUGUGAAGGAGCAGAUGGAGGUGAUGCGGGACAAGGACAUGCUGGUGAAGAUCAGGAACAUCAACCAUCAGCAGCUGCUGGAGGAACUGGAGAAAGUGGUGAAUCAGCUUGACCUUGACGUGAAGCAUGUGGACGCCUUAGUGAAUGGUGACCUGGCGACACCCACUGGGAUCUACGAGUGUACACGGGCAGCACAGGCGUUACUCAAGUGCAUGAAUGCAGACAUACACCAAGCCUUGAAGAGGAUGGGUGCAGUGGAGGAACAACAGAAAAGGUUCAGCAAGCUGUCUGUGAGUUUCUCCAAGAGGGUGGCACACCACCUCAACAAUCUCUUCAUACACCAGGGUAACGAAUUGGGAGAGACACUGAGUCGUUUCUCGGGGGAGCUGAAGAUGCCAAUCCACGACACGAUGCAGAGGGAGUUGGUUGUCUACGCAGACCUGAUGCUGUGGUUGAAGAACACUGACAUCGCAGUGUUUGAAGAACUGGCCAAGGUGUACACAGUCAACAUGCAGAAGAUGUACACACGGGAAUUACAAGACUUCUUGGAGAACGCCAAGCAGAGACUUAUGGGAAAAUCGGAAAAGGGAAAUAAAUAUGCCACACUUAACAUGGGCUCCAAGCUGUCCGGGUCAUCCACCAGUCUGGGGAAGAUCUCAGAACUCCGGGGCAGAUCGUCCUCUAUGCAGAGUGUGGACAGAGCAUCGCUCGGAUCGGAUCAGGAUCUAGCUCAACGUGGACCCUUUGAACAAACCCUGGAGAAAGUGCUGAGUGAGUUGGAGCGUGUGUGUGUAGCGGAGCAGGACUUCUGCUUCAAGUUCUUCCAGCUGGUGGAGAAGACUCCAUCAGUGUCAGAUGCAAAGGGAUCCCCAGGUCAGCACAAUGUAAGUGCUGAUGAUGACAGUGAGGUGUGGACUCUCAGAAACCCAACUAAUGUGGCAGAGGAUUACUUUAUGGAGAAUCUAGGGGAAGGGUUGCUGCAAAAACGAUCCACAACGCAAUUGAGGCAGAUCAAUGAUGCAGUAAGGAGCAUGAUGGCUGCCCUGUUCCCCACUCUGGAGACGGACCUUGACAACUUCUUCGUCUUCGCUGACCAGAGGGAUGGACUAAACUCCAUGUACAUGCUGGUGAAACUGAGCGCCCACGUCAACCACUCGCAGGACAUGGGGUCCUUCCUCAGCAAGACUUUCGGCAACUGCCUUGUGAAGGUCAAGCGCAACUUCGACAAGUACAUUCAAGUCCAGAUUCGGGGAGUGGAGGAGACGAAAGUGUCCAAGAAGAACAGAUGUGGGAUCAUCAGCUUUGUCCACAACUUUGAGGACUUUGCCAACCUGGCUGAGCGAAUCUUCAAGGGCUCAGAUCGCCAUGCAGAUCUGGAGAAGGCCUACGCUAAACUGGUGCAGGUUAUAUUUGAGCAGAUCGUCCGAGUGGCAACAGAGCAACAGAAGAAUCCGAGGGAGGUUGUCAUGAUGGAAAACUUCCACAGAAUGUAUUCCAUCUUGUCCCAGCUGAAGCUGUCCUGUCUGGAGAACGAGCGGAAGGACGCCAAGCAGCGAUACUGGGACAACCUUCGGACCUACACCACCACACUGCUGGGUCGCCCCCUAGAGAAACUACAUAUCUUCUUCGAGGGUGUUGAGAAGCGUGUGGCCAGUGGUGUGAAGCCCGAGGAAGUGGGCUUCCAGCUGGCCUUCAGUAAACAGGAGCUGCGUAAAGUCAUCAAGGAGUACCCUGGGAAGGAGGUGAAGAAGAACCUGGAACACCUCAACAAGAAGGUGGAGAAGCAGCUCAGUGAGGAGGAGCACCUGCUAGAGGUUGUGUGGCGUGAGAUGCAGGAUGAGUUCAUCAAGCAGUACAAGCACUACGACGACCUGAGCAAGAAGUGCUACCCCGACAUGCAGAUCACCCUGGACUUUAGCAUUGAUGAUGUACUCGAGUUCUUCUCCAGUAUAGCUCGGUCACACUAGAUGGGUUAGUCCGCUGUAGUCUGUCUGGAGUGGCAGGAUUAUACUGCAGAUCGAAAUGUUCAGAUAUGAAGAUGCUCAGACUAGAUGGGUAACCCAUGCUGGGCUGUAUGGUGGGAUUAUGCUGAGGAUUAACACUCUGAAGGUUUAACCCGUUCAGAUAAGUCAGGUUAACAUUUACUGGGUCUGUUUGGAGUGGUAGGAUUUUCUGCAGGUCUGUUACAGAGAUUCUCACCUUUAGAUGUCCUGUGCAUGAAACAAGUAAAGCAACUAUAUGGACAAACAGCAGAUUAAUGCAUAAAAUGCACACCAUUGUAUUCUAAUGGAUAAAGGUCCAAUUGAUUUAGGCUUGAAGUAUUCCAUCAGUGACCAGUCCGCACAUGGAUGAUUUGCCAUUAAGAUACUCCUUCAACAGUUAAUGGAAGUUAGCCAUGGUAGAUGAUGGAUAUUUUAUGAGUGCUUCCAGUGAAGCUAGUUUUGCUCUGGAUAACCAUGGUUGUGGGAUUAUUGAUGUGGAUCCCGAUGAUGAAAUAUAAAGGAACCUUUUGCCAUUGUCACUGUUCUAUAUAUGGAAUAGUUGUAGGUUUACAAUUAACACUGCAUCUCAGGUCAUGACCUGAAUUGUAUUUGUUAAAAUGCAGCCUAAGCUCUUUCAACCCUGGCCAGAUAUUGUUUACAUUCUUGUGUUACAAUGACAAACUACCCUUUAUUUGACAAGUCGGUGACUAUUAAGUCUCCAUGUUAACUUAUACAUACCCGAUUCUCAGUAACUCUAAGUAAGUACUGUCACUUUAAGAAAACAUAUUCUAUCAAAAUUGAUUCUUAUUUUCAUAACAUCAUAGUUAUGUUUUGGUGAACAAGGUCGUAAGGCACAUCGUCAACUGGACAUACAGGAUGUUCUUUGAAAUAUCUUUGCGAAAACAUAAAUUGUGUGGUGAAGGAAAAUUCCAGGGCACCUGUAAGAUGUGGAUGUAUUUUUGUGUAGUGCUCCCAGCCACACAUUGUCACCUGCUAGUGCUUGCUUCUGUGUUUUGCCAAAUUGUCAGUCACCUAUUUGAUACGUGCAAUAUUUUUUGCUGAAUUGGUUAUCAGUUUCAUUAUCAUGUAUGAGAAGAUUCAUGUAAACAUAUACACUCUGUUAAAUAUGAAUGCUGUAAAUACACCUAUUUAUAUAUUGUAUCAAAAUAUGUUUAUAUGAAGCUUAAUAAAUGUCAAAUAUUCUGUCA
Molecule: messenger RNA, 4037 nt
Organism: Haliotis rubra (blacklip abalone)
Lineage: Eukaryota; Metazoa; Mollusca; Gastropoda; Lepetellida; Haliotidae
Product: exocyst complex component 1-like
Exons: 26
Coding region: 106-2814 (902 amino acids)
Biological process (GO): exocytosis; Golgi to plasma membrane transport
Cellular component (GO): exocyst; plasma membrane
Molecular function (GO): phosphatidylinositol-4,5-bisphosphate binding
Source: RefSeq, a predicted model, not a curated record